AUUUUGGAUGGAUUCCCUACUAGUUGAAAACCCAUAGUCUGAUUUUAUCUAGAGUGAAUUUAGUACUUGUAAAAAGAUCUGCGAUCUAGCAUCUAGUAUUUUUAAUUCUUAGGGUUUCGUACUUUAUUUUGAUUUUUUUUCGUUUAGGAUGUUAAAACAAAAAAUCAGAUUUCUUACGAGAAGACUUUCAGAGGAAUUUAAGGAUGACGAUUCAAAAGCAACAGAAGAUGCGAAAAAUGAAACAAAACAUGUGACUAAAGAGACUGUAAACAAAGUUGCUACUACGAAGGCAAUAGCAUCCCCUGUUCCUCCCAUCAUAGAAAAGCGAAUAAAUGGUAUAGCUGCAAAGCGUUUAAUGAGAGAAUACGAAACUUGUUAUAGAAUAUCACAAUGCACGGACCCAGCGUUUGUCAUUGAACUUGUUGAAAACUCUUUAAUAGAAUGGAACAUUAGGCUGUACCACAUUGACCAAGACAGUAGGUUAUAUCGAGAUAUGCGAACCAGUAAUAUUUCCCACAUCUUGUUAAACAUUCGAUUUCCAGAUAAUUUUCCUUUUGCGCCGCCAUUUUUACGCGUCGUCCAUCCUCGUAUCUCCAAUGGUUACGUACUGUCAGGGGGGGCGAUCUGUAUGGAGUUACUAACGACAAGAGGAUGGAGUAGUGUUUAUACGAUCGAGGCGAUGAUCAUGCAGUUUUCGUCGCAGGUUGUCAAGGGCAACGGACGGCUGCACGAUAAAUACAACGAAAAUUACCACAAAAAAGAAGCAGAAUUGACAUUUAAAAAACUGACAAAGUUUCACGAUGAAAAAGGAUGGUACACCCCACCAACUUCAGAAGGGUAAUUAAGAAACGAAUUCCACAAUGUUCGGAUUUUGUUGUGUUAUAUUACCGCCUUUUAACGCCACGAGGCAAGGGUAUUGUUAUUUGGUAUAAAUUUAGCGGGGUACAAGUUGUCGUGUGGCGGUGUCUGGUUACAAUAGUGCUAUUUCAAGAUUGUUAUUGUAAAUAUACAUUAGAUUUUGCUAGGUAAAUUCUUUUAAUAACUAAAGGCAAAAAAGCUGAAACUUUUUCAACCAAAAGAAAACGACAUGAGACAGGAAUGUGCAUUAACAAUUUUUUCUUUAGGUUGAAAUUCAUUGCAAUUCUUUUUACCUAUACGAAAUAAGCCUGACGCACGCCCCACUUGAUGAAGGGUUUGACAUGCUUUCGAAAUUAAACAUGUUAUCACUGAAGUUUGUUCAACUUCCCCUUUUUUGAGCUUCUAUUAGUUGCAAAUGUUAUGAGAAUAUAACAAGCAGACCUGCAAUCGAGGUUGCGACUGUCUAUUUAAAUAAUUUUUCUUUUGUGGGAUCAGAAUUUUAUCAAAAGUUACGUCGUUAGAAUUUAAUUUUGAACUGGAAUUUGUAUUAUAUUUACGAAAAGUUAUUGGAAAUUUUCA
Messenger RNA from Hydractinia symbiolongicarpus, 1437 nucleotides. RefSeq names its product ubiquitin-conjugating enzyme E2Q-like protein 1. The transcript has a single exon. Lineage: Eukaryota; Metazoa; Cnidaria; Hydrozoa; Anthoathecata; Hydractiniidae. The coding region runs from base 149 to 841 and encodes 230 amino acids. The record is from RefSeq and is a predicted model, not a curated record.